UGCAAACUAGCUUGUUAUUUUGGUCUUAGUUUACUCAGUUUUAAAGGGUAAAGCGGAAGUACUUUUAUCUAGUAAAGCUUACUGUCGCCAUGGCAAGCGCCCUAGCAGCAAAGAUGGGAUUCAACUCUCUGAUGAGAAAACAAGCCAAGAACUUUAAAGUCAGGAUCUGCACCAUGGAGUCAGACAUGGAGUUCAGCUGCGAGGUUAAGUGGAAAGGAAAAGAUCUUUUUGAUUUGGUGUGCCGGACUCUGGGUCUGAGGGAAACCUGGUUCUUUGGGCUUCAGUACAUCAUAAAGGACACUGUGGCUUGGCUAAAGAUGAAGAAGAAGGUUUUAGAUCAAGAGGUGCCAAAAGAAGAGCCACUCACAUUUCACUUCCUGGCAAAGUUUUACCCAGAAAGUGUUGAAGAGGAACUAGUACAAGAUAUCAGUCAGCAUCUUUUCUUCCUACAAGUUAAGGAGAAGAUCCUCGAGGAAGAGAUCCACUGUCCUCCAGAGGCAUCCGUGCUGUUGGCUUCUUAUGCUGUCCAUGCCAAGUAUGGAGAUUAUGACCCUGAUGUUCAUAAACCAGGCUUCUUGACCGAGGAGGAGCUGCUGCCAAAGAGGGUAAUUAAUUUGUACCAGAUGACAGCGGAAAUGUGGGAGGAGAGGAUCACUGCAUGUUACGCUGAGCACAGGGGUAGAACGAGGGAUGAAGCUGAGAUGGAGUAUUUAAAAAUAGCUCAGGACCUGGACAUGUAUGGCGUCAAUUACUUUUUAAUCAGGAAUAAAAAGGGAACAGACCUGCUGCUGGGAGUGGAUGCCCUGGGUCUGCACAUCUACGAGCCAGAAAACAAGCUGACACCGAAGUGCUCCUUCCCGUGGAACGAGAUCCGCAACAUAUCCUACAGUGACAAGGAGUUUACCAUCAAACCUCUGGACAAGAAAACAAAAGUGUUCAAGUUCAACUCCCCCCGACUGAGAGUCAACAAGCUGAUCCUCCAGCUGUGUAUCGGGAACCAUGACCUGUUUGUGCGACGACGACGUGUGGACUCUCUUGAAGUGCAGCAAAUGAAGGCUCAGGCUAAAGAAGAGAGGGCCAGAAAGCAGGUAGAGAGGCAGCUUCUGCAAAGGGAAAAGCAGCUACGGGAGGACGCAGAGAGAGCCAGGGACGAGCUGGAGAGGAGGUUAAUUCAGCUGCAGAAUGAGGCUCACAUGGCCAAUGAGGCAUUGCUGCGUUCAGAACAGACGGCGGACCUCCUGGCUGAAAAAGCCCAGAUAGCAGAGGAGGAGGCCAAGCUGUUGGCCCAGAAAGCUGCUGAGGCUGAGACUGAGAUGCAGCGCAUCAAAGUGACCGCCAUACGAGGCCAGGAGGAGCGACGCAUCAUGGAACAAAAGGUGCUGGAGGCUGAGAUGAGAGCACUCAAGAUGGCUGAGGAGUCAGAAAGAAGAGCCAAAGAGGCUGAGCAGUUGAAACAGGACCUGCAGGAAGCCAAGGACUCAGAACGCAGAGCAAAGAUCAAGCUGCUGGAAAUUACCAGCAAAGCCAUCUAUACGUCCCCUGGACGGCCCUCUGACAGCAUUCCUCCAGACCUGAGUUUCAGCAGGGAGAACCUCAGCUUUGACUUCAAAGAUACCGACAUGAAACGUCUUUCCAUGGAAAUCGAGAAAGAGAAAGUUGAGUAUAUGGAGAAGAGCAAGCACCUGCAGGAGCAGCUGAAUGAGCUGAAGACGGAGAUCGAAAGCCUGAAGCUGAAAGAAAGAGAGACCCCUCUGGACAUCAUUCACAACCAGAACACAGAGCAGGGAACCAGCAAGCAGAGCAACUUUAAAAAGCUGACGCUGCAGAGCACCAAGUCCAGGGUGGCCUUCUUUGAAGAACUUUAA
Molecule: messenger RNA, 1865 nt
Organism: Nematolebias whitei (Rio pearlfish)
Lineage: Eukaryota; Metazoa; Chordata; Actinopteri; Cyprinodontiformes; Rivulidae
Gene: nf2a
Product: neurofibromin 2a (merlin)
Exons: 16
Coding region: 90-1865 (591 amino acids)
Biological process (GO): regulation of organelle assembly; regulation of cell shape; regulation of gliogenesis
Cellular component (GO): adherens junction; apical part of cell; filopodium
Molecular function (GO): cell adhesion molecule binding; actin binding
Source: RefSeq, a predicted model, not a curated record